GAUGGAAUUUUUUUUGUCUGUGAAAAAGUGUGGUUAUGCAGUUGGAAUCCAAUUAGGAAAAAGAUAAAUAUGAAUUUUUGCGUCUAAAAAUAAACUAAAGAUUUCUGUGAAAAUUUCCGCGUGAUUUGAGAAAGACCAUUGUGUGUGAAAUAUCAAACGGGAAGAGGUUUUUUCUGGUGUGGUGUAAAAAAUGGGAAAGGGUCAGAAAGCAAAGAAGCUCCCGGUAAACAAACGCAAUGAAUUGGCCAAAUGCAUUGAUCAAAUCUUGAGCCACGGCUUCAAAACAACCACAAAUUUGUCUGAACAGUGGUCACAGUACGUGGAAAUCCGAUCUCUGUUGGACCGUGUCCAGAGCAUUGAGUCGGAUCUGAAGGUAAAGAGUUCAAGCAGCAAAAAUCGUGUUGGAUGCAUUGAGAGCUUCUGCAAUUGGGCACGCGAUAAUGGAGCACAUUUCGAUGGAGUCAAGAUAAGUGAGAUACCUGGCUAUGGCAUGGGAUUGGAAGCGACUAAGGAAUUUGAUGAGGGUGCUGUGUUUAUAAGCAUCCCUAAAAAAUUGCUAAUGGGUUUGGACAAUGUGAGCACUGCAAUUGCUCCCAUGAUGUCCGAAAUGCCCAUGAUACAGUCAAUGUCCAACAUCAAGCUUGCCUUUUCUCUCCUUGUGGAGAAACUCAAUCCCAAUAGCUUCUGGAAGCCCUAUAUAGAUAUUCUUCCCGAGAAGUACUCCACCGUGAUGAACUUCUCAUCCAGUGAGAUGCAGGAACUCAAAGGAAGCAGUGCACUGUCCUCAGCUCUUGUCCAGUGCAAAAAUAUCGCCAGGCAGUACGCAUUUAUCCGGAAGUACAUCGAUAAUAUCAAAGAGGAGGGAUUCGAUACCACUCUGCUGACGCUCAAAGAGAGAUUCUCAUUUGAUCUUUACUGUUGGGCUGUUUCGACUGUCAUGACACGCCAAAAUCUCGUCCCAAUGCAUAUAACAGACAAGGGAGAGACACAGACUCAUAUGAGUCCAGCAUUGAUCCCACUAUGGGAUAUGGCAAAUCAUGCUCAUGGAAAAAUCACAACAAUCUACAACGCUGAAUCUGACUGCAUUGAGAGCUCGGUUCUGGGAAAAUGUCAGCGAGGAGAGCAGAUUUUCAUUUUCUACGGGCCCAGAUCAAAUGCAGAUUUUCUCAUUCAUAAUGGAUUUGUUUAUCCUAAAAAUGAGCACGAUACUGUCCCUAUUCGUUUGGGGCUGAGCUCAAUGGAUCAGCUGGUGAAUGAGAGAUCAGAAUUGCUGAAGGCACUUGGAAUUGUGGUGUCAGGAGAAUUGAAUCUCCUGCCGGCACCUCAAUUCAUCUCACCUGAAUUGCUGGGAUUUGUGCGUGUGUUCAAUAUGAACAAGGAACAACUGGAUCACUGGCUGUCUAGUGACAAAGCCACGGAUCUUCUUCAUGCUGACUGUGCCUUGGAGACCGCUUUGGAGAUAAAAACAUGGAAAUUCCUCGAGACUCGUCUAACUCUCCUUCUCAGAUCUUUCCCUACGACACUGGAGGAGGAUUUGGCACUUCAGAGUGGCCCCAAACUUGGGCACAUUCGCAACAUUUUGCUGCAAUUUCGCAUUGGAGAGAAGCAAAUACUCCGGGAUGCACUCGAAUAUGUUCAGCAGAGGGUUAAGAGUUAAAAAAAAUGAACAACUUUUAAAGCUUAAAGGAACACUAAAUGUCUUCUAUGUCCGAUAUUUAUCAAAAAGAAAAUUUAAAGAUUUUAUUUAUUAA
Phlebotomus papatasi is the source of this 1751-nucleotide messenger RNA. RefSeq names its product actin-histidine N-methyltransferase (gene Setd3). Gene Ontology annotation, molecular function: histone H3K36 methyltransferase activity; histone H3K4 methyltransferase activity; transcription coactivator activity. The record is from RefSeq and is a predicted model, not a curated record. The coding region runs from base 191 to 1657 and encodes 488 amino acids. Gene Ontology annotation, biological process: peptidyl-lysine dimethylation; peptidyl-lysine trimethylation; actin modification. NCBI's taxonomy places the organism in Eukaryota, Metazoa, Arthropoda, Insecta, Diptera, Psychodidae. The transcript has 3 exons.